GUCAUCCAGUAUGUGAUGUCUGAGGCACGUGACAUCAGGAACUGCUGUAAUUGGCUAAAUCACGUGCUGCCCGAGCGGGCCAAGGGUUUAGGAGAGUCAAGGUUUUGUCUGACAACACGACCGCUGGAAACUGCAGAGAUGUUGAAUUUGAGCAAGCUGUUCAGAGCCAGCAGGCUGACAGGGUUGAGAUUGCAGAAUACCAGUGCUCAUGCAGCCCAGAGUCCAGCUAAGGUGCCUCAAGGUGGUUUUAAUUUUGAGCUCACCGAACAGCAGAAAGAGUUUAAAGCCACUGCCAGAAAAUUUGCCCGAGAGGAGGUACUCCCAGCUGCGCCCCAUUAUGACAGAACUGGAGAGUAUCCUGUACCUCUUAUCAAGAGAGCCUGGGAGUUGGGUCUGAUGAAUUCUCACAUUCCCGAAAAAUGCGGUGGCAUCGGACUGGGCAUUUUUGAUGCAUGCCUCAUAACAGAGGAGAUAGCAUACGGGUGUACUGGUGUUCAAACUGCUAUUGAAGCCAAUUCUUUGGGACAAAUGCCAGUCAUCAUUGCAGGCAGUGAACAGCAGCAAAAUAAGUACCUGGGAAGAAUGACGGAGGAACCUCUGAUGUGUGCAUACUGUGUGACAGAGCCAGGAGCUGGCUCAGAUGUUGCGGGGAUUAAGACCAGGGCAGAGAGAAAGGGUGACGAGUAUAUCAUUAAUGGGGAGAAGAUGUGGAUCACAAAUGGUGGCAAAGCUAACUGGUAUUUCCUCCUGGCUCGUUCCGAUUCGGAUCCCAAAACCUCGGCGAACAAAGCUUUCACCGGCUUCAUUGUGGAUGCUGAUACCCCUGGAAUCCAAAUUGGAAGAAAGGAAAUGAAUAUGGGCCAACGCUGCUCUGACACAAGAGGUAUUACAUUUGAAGAUGUAAGAGUACCAAAGGAAAACGUACUUAUAGGAGAAGGAGCUGGGUUUAAAAUUGCCAUGGGAGCCUUUGAUAAAACCAGACCUCCGGUCGCAGCUGGUGCAACAGGACUGGCACAGAGAGCUUUGGAUGAAGCAACAAAAUAUGCUUUGGAAAGGAAGACUUUUGGAAAAUUCAUUGCAGAACACCAGGCAGUCUCAUUCUUACUGGCAGAGAUGGCUAUGAAAGUCGAGCUGGCCAGAAUAGCUUAUCAGAGGGCUGCCUGGGAAGUGGAUGAAGGGCGAAGGAACACAUACUAUGCCUCCAUUGCUAAGGCAUUCGCUGGUGACAUUGCAAACCAAGUUGCCAGCGAUGCUGUCCAGGUUUUUGGAGGAAAUGGGUUUAACAGUGAAUACCCUGUAGAGAAACUGAUGAGAGAUGCCAAAAUUUACCAGAUCUAUGAAGGCACUGCUCAGAUCCAGAGGUUGAUUAUUGCACGUGAACACAUCGCAAGAUACAAACAGUAAUAGGAACUACCUGACCAAACUUUGUCUUCCCAUUUAAUGCUAUGUUUUUUUUGUUUGUUUUUCUAAUGUAUGUAAACUACAGGACUUCAUCUAAAUUGUUACCUCUUUUCAAGGCUUAAUCUUCCAUAAAAGCAUAUUUCAUUUUUUUUCAAUUGGAAGUGAAGUGCCUAUAUUCACAGAUCAAUACUGAUAUAAUAUCUAAAUGCUUUGUUUGAUAUAUAUAUACAUAUAUACAUUUCAAACAGAACACUCAAAUAAUGUAUUAGUAAUUAUGUUUUUCAGUUCUGUGCUGCAACUGAAAAAAAAAAAAAAAACUUGUGCAUUGAAAUAAAUAAAUAUGAACAAUG
Messenger RNA from Polyodon spathula (Mississippi paddlefish), 1751 nucleotides. It is a transcript of the gene acadm, whose product is annotated as acyl-CoA dehydrogenase medium chain. The record is from RefSeq and is a predicted model, not a curated record. NCBI's taxonomy places the organism in Eukaryota, Metazoa, Chordata, Actinopteri, Acipenseriformes, Polyodontidae. The transcript has 12 exons. Gene Ontology annotation, cellular component: mitochondrion. Gene Ontology annotation, molecular function: flavin adenine dinucleotide binding; medium-chain fatty acyl-CoA dehydrogenase activity. The coding region runs from base 16 to 1404 and encodes 462 amino acids. Gene Ontology annotation, biological process: fatty acid beta-oxidation; medium-chain fatty acid catabolic process.